GUCACACGUCGAAUAGUAUAGGGAGAAUAUCAGAAGGAAGACAGAAACUAUGGGGGAUUCUGCAAGAAAUGCAUGCUACAAUGUAUCUGUGAUUCAUCCCAAUCGAAUCUGGCAAACAGAUAAUGUUGUAAAAUCAGAGCUCAGUGUUCUCGCCUUUCAAAUUUGCUUCACUGCAUUCUUCUCUAGUAUUUUCUUCUACAUCUAUAAACGCCUCCUACAACCACGUCUACUUUCCCAAAUCGCUGUUGGCUUCAUCCUAACGAGCCCAUUUAUAGGGAAUUACGCAUCUGUUUUUCAGUUCAUUUAUCCUGUAAGAGGGGUCAUAAACAUUGAAGUGCUAGGAAACCUUGGAUUGAUAUUCUACUCAUUCCUCAGUGGGUUGGAAAUGAACUUGAAUACCAUUCUAAAUGCCAAUAAGAAAGCCAAAAGCAUCGCCGUUGCUGGGAUCGCGUUUCCCAUGGUGAUGGCACCAACCUUAUAUGUUAUGCAUCGAAAAGUUUACAUGGGACCUGUUUUCUACAAACUUGAAGAAGACACAACUCAUGCUUAUUUACUUUGGACUCUAGUUAUCACUGUAACAGGUUUUCCAGUCGUAGCUCAGUCCCUUUCUGAUCUCAAGCUCCUACAUACGGGUCUCGGCAAAACUGCUUUAACAGCAGCCAUGAUUAGUGAUUCCUAUGCAUGGAUUCUUUUCACAUUAGUGGUUCCAUUUUGUAUUAAUGCUAAAGGAGCAAUGUACGCAGUGGUAUGUACCAUAGUAUUCAUUAUCUUUAGCGUCUUUGUGCUACAUCCUGUCGUCGAAAAGUAUAUUAACCAAAAGACCGAAAAUGAUGACUGGAACGACAGGGAGCUAGUCUUUGUGGGGAUGGGGGUCUUAGCUUUUUCAUACUUAACAGAUCUUCUUGGAACCCAUGGGAUUGUUGGUGCUUUUGUGUAUGGACUCAUUCUACCUCAUGGAAAAUUUUCUGACAUGGUUAUGUCAGCUACAGAUGAUUUUGCUACUGGGUUUCUGGCACCAACCUACUUCGCUGGAGUUGGACUAAGACUCACAUUACCAGCUAUUUUUAACCAAGAUAAUUGGCACUUGACAUUGCUAGUUGUACUCUUGCUGUGUGUUCCAAAGAUUUUAAGCACUUUGUUCACUGGUUUCUUCUUCGGCAUGCGCAACCAAGAAGGUCUAGCUCUGGGCUUGAUUAUGAAUACCAAGGGUGCCAUGGCAUUGAUCAUGCUAAACAUUGCUUGGGAUAGAGGGAUAUUAUCUCCAGCAACCUACACUGUUAUUACCUCUGCUGUUCUCCUAAUGACUGCAGUGGUGUCUCCAAUCCUUAACAUCAUGUACAAGCCUAGAAAGAUAUUUGGGCAGAAUAAGCUAAAGACAAUACUAAAGCUAAGACCUGAUGCAGAGCUUCGAAUUCUGGCGUGUGUCCACAAUACUCGCCAAGCCACCGGCAUGAUCAAGUUAAUUGAAUCCUUUAAUGCGACAAGACUUUCUCCGUUACAUGUUUUUGCACUCUACCUUAUCGAGUUCACCAAACGCGGUGCUGCGCUUGUUGCUGCCCACAUGGAGAAGCCUAACCAUCAUAACGGAGUGCAAAACCUGACCACAACACAGGCAGAGUUAGAGAACAUUACUAGCAUGUUCGUAGAAUACGGAGAGAAACAUGAUGCUGCAAGAGUCCAUACAUUAAGUGUCAUGUCAAACUACAACACCAUUCAUCAAGACAUACACUUCACAGCAAAUGAGAAACACACAAGCCUAAUUCUCCUUCCAUUCCAUAAACAUUUAUCUUCAGAAAAGGUGUUAGAGAUAACUAGUCCUGUAUAUAGAGAUAUAAACCAAAUGGUAAUGCAUGAUGCACCUUGUUCUGUGGGAAUCUUUGUUGAUCGUUUUCCUGGGAACUUACCGGAAAAUAAUUUCCACAUUCUCAUGCUUUUUAUUGGUGGUCCUCAUGACCGUGAAGCACUGGCUGUUGCGCGGAGGAUGGCGGGGAAGGCAGGAGUCACGCUUACGGUGGUUCGAUUCAUAUUUCUUGAUGAAUUAGCAGAGGUGGAUACAAAAAGUUACCCUGAAGAGCAAGAGUUUUUAUCUUUUAUGAUGGACAUUGAGCAACAGAGAGAGUUGGAUGAUGAGUACGUGAGUUCAUUCAGACUCAAAACAGUGAAUAUGAGUGAUGAUUCUAUAUCCUACUCAGAGAUUGGUGUACAUUCGAUUACUGAUAUCAACACAGUCCUGAAUGAGAUAGAAAACAAUGGCUGCGAUUUAUACAUAGUUGGACAAGGAAAUUUUAAGAACUCCCGUGUGUUCUCGAAUUUAUUGGUGUGGUCUGAUUGCCCAGAACUUGGAGUUAUGGGGGAUAUUCUUGCGUCAAAGGAUUUUAGUCCACGUUCAUCUGUGUUGGUUGUGCAGCAGUAUGGGUUUGGAGGAUUGGUUUCUGGAAAAGAUCCUAACCUUGUGAGGGUUCAAGUUGCUUGAGGUGAAGAUGGGUCAAUAACGGUUGUUAAGGAUUUAACAUGUGUAUACGAUGAAAAAGACUCGCUUUGUUUGCUUAUUAAGU
Messenger RNA from Lotus japonicus, 2555 nucleotides. Its product is annotated as cation/H(+) antiporter 15-like. Gene Ontology annotation, cellular component: endomembrane system; membrane. NCBI's taxonomy places the organism in Eukaryota, Viridiplantae, Streptophyta, Magnoliopsida, Fabales, Fabaceae. Bases 50 to 2473 code for a protein of 807 amino acids. Gene Ontology annotation, molecular function: antiporter activity. The record is from RefSeq and is a predicted model, not a curated record. The transcript is spliced from 3 exons. Gene Ontology annotation, biological process: regulation of pH; proton transmembrane transport.